Polypterus senegalus (gray bichir) is the source of this 5902-nucleotide messenger RNA. Its product is annotated as zinc finger protein OZF-like. The transcript has 2 exons. Bases 1575 to 2987 code for a protein of 470 amino acids. The record is from RefSeq and is a predicted model, not a curated record. NCBI's taxonomy places the organism in Eukaryota, Metazoa, Chordata, Cladistia, Polypteriformes, Polypteridae. Gene Ontology annotation, molecular function: RNA polymerase II cis-regulatory region sequence-specific DNA binding; DNA-binding transcription factor activity. Gene Ontology annotation, biological process: regulation of transcription by RNA polymerase II.
CCAGGAAGCCUCUCUUCCCGAGAGUCGCUGCAUGAGCACAGUGUGUCUGUCUAUUUACACCCCGGAGAGAGAUCAGCAGAGAUCAUUCCCAAGUCAUCUGCCGAUUGCCAGCAAAAUGGACAGAGUUUAACUUUGAUUUCCUUCAGAUAGUGGUGAUCCUUGCUUUAUAAUUUUUUUUUUUUUUUUUUGAAGAGUUGGUCACUUUGCCUGUGCCUUCCUUUUAGGACCACCCUGGAAUUUUGUCUCCAACGCUAAUCUGAUGUAAGCGUAUUCCUCUAAGACUGUAAUUUGAGCUCGAUAAACUUAUUUUGGAUUCUAAUUGCAAGUAUAUAAUACAGGACUAAAUGGCAGCUUUUGAAAUGGCAAAUGAGCCUAAUUUAACAAGUCAGAAGAGUUGACAUGGAAAUGUAUUUUCUUAUUUAAACAACAAAGCAGUAGCUUUGUACAUCAAAAAUCUUUUUUCUCCCGACCCCCCCAAAGAAAUUCUCAAAUGGCCUUGCAAGGCUUUGAAUUCAGCCAUUCUUGUUUUUGCAGAAAUGUGAUCAGCAGUUCACCAAAUGGUCGCCGUAUGAAGUGUUAUCAAAGAGAAGAUCUUCUCUCUCUUAGUUUAUAAAUACCUUAAUUCCUGAUUACUUAAUUUUCUUGCCUAAAAACUCCUACAGAGAAUAAUUAGGAUUGUUGUUCCAAACCGCCUAACUGCAUCCUACUGAGUGCCUCAACAAAAUUCCCCUGGUGUUGCAGUAGAUAGAAGUCCAGAAUUAACCCAUUGACAGUUUUAUCAGCUAUGCCCUCAAGUCUACCCGGACUGGAAGUCAUCCAAGAAUUUCAUCUUCUCUAUUAGAAGGAAUUAAAGUGUCAACGUCUACCAAAGUGUCAUCUACAUGGUGUCUUGUUAGUGCUCGCCGUACACUUUGAGAUGCACCAUGACCAUCCCUGAAUUAAGCUCUUUUGCAUCUAGUCGUCAUUGAACAAAGUUGUUUGUUGCCUUUCUAGACGCUGAACUCCAGUGACGGGUGCUGUUGUUGCUACAAGUUAAUUGACCAAUCCAUUGAGUCAGUCCAGCAAGCCAUCAUAUGCUUGUUUGAGCAGCUGCCUUCACUGCUGGUCUCCUGCUAACCCCUUCAUACUCACUUUUAGACCAGAGAUCCUUAAUCCUGCGUGUUUUCUACCAACUGAGCACUGCAUCCCUUCUUGUUUGGACUCUUCAUAAAGGAUUACAAUCACUGUUGGAUGAACGUGAAGUAUGUGGAGUUGCUGAGCCUGCUGCUUGACUGAAUCUGUUUGCAGAACUUACUUGCAAUUGCCUGGGUAUUUGGGGCCGCUGCCAAAAUCUCCUGUUGGAAGUGAAAUUUUAUGCCAUAGAGGUUUACCUUCUACCCUCCAAAACAAACACAUAGCCUUCAUUACAAACUGGCAAUGAAGGCAGAGCUCAUUCUUGAUGAAAUAGAAUUUCUGUUCAAUAAACAAAUCCUGGAAAAAAAAAGUGGCAAGUAUUAUAAAAAGAGACCCCUUAUAGAUUAGUAGAAGCGCGGCAGCACUUGGAUCUGUUUUUGUUCUUUGCUUUCCCUGACAAGAUGGAAAAAACCUCUUCUAGAAGAAGUACGGCUGGCAAAAAAGAAGUGGCCAAAGGAACUGAAAAGAAGGGGCCGUCAAACGAGCCGCCACCUAUUGUAGAAACCAAGGAUCAUAAUCUUAUCAUAAAAACUGAUAUGUCCUCCUCGUUCUCCUCUUUCUAUCCUGCUGAUCCAGAUGGCUUUUCUACGACACUGUCACACUUUUGUAGGAAGUGCGGAAAAGGCUUUGCUCGGCUGUGGGAUCUGCGCUACCACAUGCGCUCCCAUCAGGAGGGCCGUGGCUUCGUCUGUAGAACCUGUGGAAAGGCCUUCUUUCAGUCCUCGUCACUGCUGCGUCAUGAGGUCAGCCACACUGGGGAGAAGCCUUUCAAGUGUGCAGAGUGUGGCAAGAGCUUUGCCCAUUCCGUACAACUGGAGAACCACCGUCGUAGCCACUCUGGUGAGCGCCCCUUCAUUUGCCUGACCUGCGGCAAAGGCUUUAUGUCCUCUUCCCACCUGUCCCAGCACAAGCGCACUCACUGGCCGGCAGAGUCCCGGCAUGCCUGCCCACUGUGUGGCAAGACCUUCUCUCGCCCCUGGAACGUACUGCAGCAUCUGCGUUUUCACACUGGGGAGCGGAACUUCCAUUGUGAAGACUGUGGGAAGAACUUUUUCCGCUCUUCUGAUUUGCUACGCCACCAGCGCAUCCACACAGGGGAGAAACCUUUCCGUUGUGAAGUGUGCAACAAAAACUUUUCGCGUUCCUCUGUUCUGGCCAAACACGCCCGAAUUCACACCGGUGAGCGUCCCUUCAAGUGUGAAGUCUGCUCCAAGGCUUUUAUUACAUCUUCACAGCUGGUAGAGCAUCGCCGUGUCCACACAGGGGAGACGCCUUAUCUCUGCUCCGACUGCGGGAAGACCUUCAAAUUCUCAUUCCUGCUUAAACGUCACAUGCGCACGCACUCUGGGGAGAGGCCAUACUCAUGUGCAGACUGUGCCAAGGCCUUCAAGACUUCUGGCCACCUUCACAAACAUCAGCUCAUUCAUGCCCGUGAAGGUCGUUACCGCUGCCACUUCUGCCAGCAGCUUUUUCCCAACCGAAUGAAAUUGGACCGGCAUACCCGCUUUGAGCACGGCCCUGAUGGAGAUGGUGGCAGUGGGUUGCUUUUAGAAAGUAGCCCAGCUGUGAUGGACCCAGAGUCUGAUGCUGCAGGAGAGGCCGAAGGGCAUAGCCUACGAAAGAUGGUGCAAGUGAAAGACGAUGAUGAAGAUGAUGACGACGACGAUGAUCUGGACAUCGAAGAAGUUGAUGAUGAGAUGGAGGAAGAGGAAGAAGAGGAGGUGAUUGAUGAGGAGGAGAUGAUAGAUGAUGACGACGAUGAUGAGGAGGAAGUGAUAGACGAUGAUGAUGAGGAAGAAGAAAAUGAUGAAUAAGCGAUGCUGAGGUCUGCUCCAGCUGCUUCAUAUUCUUUUUUUCAUUCCAACCAAACUCCCUUUUUGUAGAUAAGUAAAGAUUAGUGGGGAUGGGGAUUUUGGUCCAUACCGGUUAGCAGGCAAAGCUUGCAACUUUCUUGAUCUGAUUAUCUAAACCUACUUCAUAGUAAGCCUUUCAGUUUCUGCUAAAGUCCACGCUGUUGUGCCUGAUAGUCAGGAGACCGAAGUUAAAUACAGACUUUCUGUUAAUCUAAAAUUGAAGUUGUUCGUUUGAGUAAAUUUAACACUGGGCUUAACAGCACUGCGUCUGAGGUGUGCUUUCUGAAUAGCUUAACCAUCUCUUAAUAUACGGUAUCGUGUCACAUUGCAGGAAGCUUCUGGGAAGUGUGGGUUUAGGGUCGCAGUAAUGCGGCCGGCCUUAAUGGGCACAUUAACUUGUCUGUUGGGAGUAAGAAAACAAAAGCAUGUUAGAUUAGCCUUACAGAUUUUCCUGGGGGCUCUGGAAUAAAGAGCCAUGUUUCUGUGGAAAGCUCUUGUGUUUACUGGUUUGUGUACAACCCCUUGGCCAUGAAAGGCUUUGAACUGUGGCUGAUGAACAGAAGCACAAGAUUAUGGGUUUGAGCAUCAGAAAUAUGGAGCGCUUCUGCUUUCUUUACCUGUUAGUAUCAUUUGUUCAGCAUCCCCCAGUUUGUGUUUUGUGCACCGUAUUAAGAUUGUUACUGCAUCCUCCAAGAUUCGAGGGUUGGGUGCACCCAGAGUUUGUCUGAGGAGUUCAGUUUUAUCGGCUCCUUUGAGAAUUUUAAUGAGAGGCCUGGUCUACACCUCUGUGACCCUCCUUAGAAAUGAAUGAAUGGUGGACAGAACUCAUGCAAACGCUACAAUAUACAAGCACUCUGCAUGUGAGAUUAAGCGCUAAUUACAAUUAAGACACUCAAAUUAUCUGAGCCACGUUCCUUUUUUUUAUUUAGUGCUUUUACACCACAUUUCCUUCAACUUUCCAGAACAGAUCUGUAGUUUUUAUGCGCCCCAGAUAAUAUCACCCCUAUAAUGUACUGCUGGAAUAAGUUUACCUUCCUUACUGAGGUCAUCCCGUUUUAGACUGGAAAAGCACACAUGGUACAAAUCAGUGUAAAGAAAAGUAAAAUGAAAGACAUGUCAGAUUAAAACAAAAAAAUCUGAAUGAUGUAAUGACGACUCCCCUGGCACAAGUACUGCUUUUAAUAUAAUCGGCCUAACAAGCCUUAGGCAGGGGACUGCCAACAUCACUGCUUCACUGUCAUUGUUGUACUUGCAACUUAGCUCUUUGUUUUUGCUUUAGUAUACUUGUGUUCUCAAUUAUAUUUUAAUUAAAUCUGUUAAUAAAAAAGCUGCAAGUAUAGAGGAAGAUACAAUGACAAUAUGAGAGUCCACUGCUGUUUUUUGAAUUUUUUGUUGCUAUACUGUUUAUCAGCACUACACGACUCUGUUAGGCCUGGUCUCACAUCGCCGAUAACACUGGGUAACAAAAUGUAACCUUUUUAUUUGUUUGGUUCCAUGAAUCAAUAUUGGUGAAUCUUACAGUAUUUUCUGUGCUGAAUUCAAGUAUCCUUUUAGGAUUUUCUCUUUUAAACUUAAUGUACAGUAUAUUUUCACUAUAUAGGUGAAAAUGUACAAUUUUCUGGUGUGCUUGGCCUCAGUAAAAUCCCUGGUACAUAGUGGUGCUGCAUUUGCCAUAAAUGUCCUAAUGAAAAAGGGAAAAACUCAAAUUAAGAAUCCAAGAAAUUAAUUUAUAAAGACAUGUCGCAUCCCAUGCUGUCAUCCACGGUUUCUUGGUCGUUGUCUGCCUUUAGGAUUCCCCCUGCAGACACUCUUAAAGGAUUACCAUGCAGCGUUUUCGGUUUGGUUUCAACUGGUCAUCAAAAUUUUCCCCUUGACUCAGUUCUGUAUUUCUUAGGAUCCUAGGAUUUUUUUUUCCUUGCAUCUGUGAAUCCGAGUCCAUUUUGAUCCAUUUCCUUAGUUUUUAAGUCCAAGCUUAAUAUGGAAAGAUAAUAAAAUGUUUGCAAGUGGUAAUAAAAACAUUUGUUUAAUCAUGUAAAUUUAAUGUUUAAAAACUUGUACACCUUAAUAAGGGUUUAUAUACAGAAUAUGCAGCCUAAAAAUAACUAUGGGGGAUAUAAUAAUUCCAAAUACAUUUCUGAAAUUAGCAUGAAAAACAAUCUAAAACUGUUCUGCGGCAAAAUGUUUGUUGACCAGUGUAAUCAAUUGAAGUGUUUCAGUACAAAUUCUAAAUGUAAAAUUGAAAAUGCACGUAGCGCCUUCUCUGAUGAAUGGUCUUUGUGCAGGCCACAAGUCAGGCGUGUUUUAAAAGGCACUGCCCUGGUCUUAGAAACUAGAAUUCGAAACAUGCAGUUCUUAAACCAUCAGAGCUGGGGGGUUAUUGGGGGGCUUUGGACACAAGGCAAGACACGCAUGCACACACUCAAUUCAAUCUGGUGCACUGAGCCAACAUGUCAAUAUCUAAAUAGUAAAGGCAAACUCCUCUUAGUCUCCGACUGACUGAAGUAAUUCAUAAGUUAAGGAAAUUUCCGGAAGGUUAUACAUGGCAGCAUUGUGUGUUGGCACAAAUUAAAUUGACUUAACUAUAUAAACACAGACAUAAGUUGCAAGGGCGAGCUGUUGGAAGUAUUGCCCAGUUAAAUUCUGAAAUAUUUGCUUUUGUGAAAACGAGUGAUUUUAUUUCUCUUUGUUCUAUUUAUUUCUAAAACUGAAGGGAAUGAAAGUGCUUGUUCUCAAAAUUGUAUAAGAAGUAAGUCAGUCAUUUUCUAACCCACUUAGUCCUGUACUGGGUCACUGGGGGCCAUCUGAAGCCUAUCCCAGCUAGUAUAGGACACAAGGAAGGAACAAACCCUGGACAGGGUGCCUGCUAAUCACACACA